AUGAAAGAAAUAAUCCAACGAAAAGAAAGACCAGAAAUCACUACAAAUUCAUUGUUAGAAAAGUCAGAUAAUUCGCAAUCAAAUAGUAUUAGUAAUAGUAUUACGAGUAGUAGUGGUUUGACAUCACUUUCAGAUGAAAGUCAAGACGAUAUUUGGGAACUGAUUGAUGGUAUCAUUGAUAGUGAUUGCAAUACCGAUAGCAGUGAUGAUGUCUUCUCACAUGAAUUGAUAGAAAUAAACAAAACAGACACAGCAUUAGUCCCAAUACUCAAACCGCUCACCGAUUAUAACGGCUUAAAACAACUGGAGUUUUGCCGGAUAUCAGAAUUAUCAGCGAUAGUCUUAUUCAACCCCAAUCGACCAAACCUUAUCCAUAGGGAUAUAAUUAGACUCGAACAGCAACUGUAUAUAUAUUUACUGCAAAGAUAUCUACUAUUGAAAUACGGGUCCGAAUGGGAAUCACAACCAAAAGUGCAAAAACUAAUGAAUUCAAUGAAAGACUUGGAAAUAAUGACUGAAAUUCAGAGAACACCUGAAGCUAUAGACCCCAUGAAAAAAGCGGUUGAUUUAUACGGACCUCUUUGUAUCGAUUUAUAUGAUUUGAAACUCUAGUAAACUA
Medioppia subpectinata is the source of this 619-nucleotide messenger RNA. Lineage: Eukaryota; Metazoa; Arthropoda; Arachnida; Sarcoptiformes; Oppiidae. The record is from the annotation of a GenBank genome assembly.